Molecule: messenger RNA, 924 nt
Organism: Leptosia nina
Lineage: Eukaryota; Metazoa; Arthropoda; Insecta; Lepidoptera; Pieridae
Source: the annotation of a GenBank genome assembly
AUGUUAUUCAGAUUUCGAUCUCAAAAUUUAUUCAAACUAUGUCCAAAAGUACUCGCAACCCCUAAGGUAUUCAAAUCUGACUCUAGCAAUGCAGAAACUGUAGAACUAGCCUAUUCGUCAUAUGAAAGUACUGAUACGGAUACAUCAAAAAAACCACCUCUUGUGAUUUUACAUGGCUUGUUAGGUUCGAAAAAUAACUGGAACAGUAUGAGUAAAGCUAUCCACAAGGCAACCGGAAGGAAAAUAAUCAGUAUCGACGCUCGUAACCAUGGCGACAGUAGGCAUUCAUCUCAACACACCUAUAUUCAUAUGGCCCAUGAUGUAAUCAAAUUGUUAAAGAAAUUAGAGAUAUCAAAGGUCUCUAUCCUAGGCCAUAGCAUGGGAGGACGCACUGCUAUGGUUUUGUCGCUCCUCUGUUCCGACCUAGUCUCAAGUAUGAUUGUGGUUGAUAUCUCUCCAGUUAAGACUAGCCCACAGAUUUUUACCAUGAUGAAUCUCUUUGAUGCCAUGGCUGCUGUAUCAAUAAGGACGGGUAUUGCUAUGUCCAAAGCAAGGAAACUAGCAGAUGAACAAUUAAAAAAUGUGUCACCGGAUGUGAAUCUAAGGAACUUCUUAAUAACAAACUUGAUACAGACUAAUACAGGUACAUAUACAUGGAGGGUGAAUCUACCAGCAUUGAAGGAUAAUUUUCAAAGUCACAUUUCAAACUUUCCUACAACAUUAAAGGGACUCCAAUACUGUGGGCCGACACUUUUUAUUGGAGGCUCUCUGUCAGAUUAUAUUGGCAAAAAUGAUUUACCAGAAAUCCAAGAAUAUUUCCCUCUUGCUGAGUUGGUAUUUAUAGAUGGGGCUGGUCAUUGGGUUCAUAGCCAAAAGCCUGAAAAAUUCCUGGAGACUGUUUGCAAAUUUUUGGCAGACAAAUAA